This is a messenger RNA of Leucoraja erinaceus (little skate), 2451 nucleotides long. It is a transcript of the gene acat2, whose product is annotated as acetyl-CoA acetyltransferase 2. The transcript is spliced from 9 exons. The record is from RefSeq and is a predicted model, not a curated record. Gene Ontology annotation, molecular function: acetyl-CoA C-acetyltransferase activity. NCBI's taxonomy places the organism in Eukaryota, Metazoa, Chordata, Chondrichthyes, Rajiformes, Rajidae. Gene Ontology annotation, biological process: fatty acid beta-oxidation. The coding region runs from base 105 to 1295 and encodes 396 amino acids.
GGGGUCAGCGCCGGGCCCGGGGGUUGGAUCGGGGGCGGAGACGUGUGUCGAACCGCCCAAACAUCCUAUAGCGGAGCCGCCCUCUCCCACUCUGCCUCCGCACCAUGAACCAGCUGGACGCUGUAGUGAUCGUUACUGCCGUGCGCAGCCCCAUCGGUUCCUUCAAUGGGUGUUUUUCGAGUCUGGAUGCCCAUCAACUGGCCUCAGUGGUGAUAAAGGAAGCCCUGAAGAAAGCAAAUGUACAACCAGAAGAUGUGUCUGAAGUGAUUUUAGGGCAGGUUUUAACUGCAGGCCAAGGACAGAAUCCGGCCCGGCAGGCCAGCAUUGGCGCAGGAAUCCCCUACCACGUGCCGGCGUGGAGCUGUCAGAUGGUGUGUGGCUCUGGCCUGAAGGCGGUCUGCCUGGCCGCGCAGGCCAUCCUGACCGGGAGCUCCGACAUCGUGGUUGCCGGAGGCAUGGAGAGCAUGAGCAAGGCUCCACACUUGGUGCAGAUGAGAGCCGGGCACAGAAUGGGCGAUGUGCCCCUUCGGGACAGUCUGCUGUGCGACGGGUUGAUGGACGCCUUCCACAGUUACCACAUGGGAAUCACAGCCGAAAACGUGGCCAAGAUAUGGGAUGUGAGCCGGGAAGCCCAGGAUCGUUUCGCUCUACAGUCACAGGAAAAGACGGAGAUGGCACAAAAGGCAGGAUACUUCAGGAAGGAAAUUGUCCCCGUUACUGUCGCAUCCCGGAAAGGCUCUGUUGAGGUGGCGCAAGAUGAAUUUCCCCGCCACGGGAGCAGCUACGAAACCAUAUCAAACCUGAAGCCGUACUUUUUAACUGACGGGACUGGGAGUGUCACUUCUGGUAAUGCUUCCGGUAUAAAUGAUGGGGCUGCAGCUGUGAUUCUGAUGAAGAAGUCGAUGGCCCAGGAGAGAGGUCUGACACCAUUGGCACGCAUUGUUUCCUGGGCACAGGCUGGCUUGGACCCGGCUAUUAUGGGCACCGGUCCUAUCCCAGCAAUAAAGAAAGCGGUGGAGAAGGCUGGAUGGAAGCUGGAUACAGUCGACCUGUUUGAAAUUAAUGAAGCUUUUGCAGCACAGUCGGUUGCUGUUGUUAAGGAGCUGGGUUUGAGCCCAGACAAGGUAAACAUCCAAGGCGGCUCAAUUGCACUGGGCCAUCCGCUGGGAAUGUCUGGCUGCAGGAUCCUCGUCACGCUCCUGCACGCGCUGGAGAGGAUGGGAGGAGCCCGUGGAGUUGGCGCCCUAUGCAUCGGCGGUGGUAUGGGAAUAGCAAUGUGCGUCGAGAGGCAAUGAAUGGAGGAGAGGGCUGGCUGCAGGGGCCCCAGGUGUGAAUGAAGGGCAGGGAGGACAGAUCACAUCCUUUGUGUCGUCACCGGCCUUGCCCGUCAACACACUGGCCCAGAGGUUCGCAGCUAUGCCUUUGCUGGAUGAAAAAGGCAAAGAACACAAAGAUCAGAGCCUACAGCACAGCAGGCCCUUCAGCCCACCUUGUCUGCCAACCCACACUAAUCCCAUUUACCAGUAUUUGGGCUGUAGCCAACUGCAUCUCGGUGAUUCGUGCAAGUCCAGAUGCUUCUUAAAUAUUGUGAGACUUUCUGCCUCCACCAGCGCGUUCCAGAUUCCAACCACCUUUUGGGUGAAGCAUUUCUUCCUCAGAUUUGCUCUGAACCUCUUGACUCCUCACCUUAAAUCGUAUCCCUCUAACUUGAGGAAAGGGUUCUUGCUAUUGAUCGAUCAAACCCCUCAUAACUUUGUAGACUUCUUAUCGAGUCUCCUCUCGGCCUCCUGUGCUCCCAGGAGAACAAACCCAGACUGUUCAGUCUCUCCUCAUGACUGAAACCUUCCACCCAAGGGGAUCUGCUCUGUACUCUCCAUUGUAACUAUAUCCUCCCUAUAGUGCGGCGAUCUGAACUGGUACGUUCUGUAAAAUUGUGUAAUGGCAUCUCAACACAUGUAUUCCACUUGAAAGCGGAGUAUAUCAUGAGGGCAGGGUGAAUGCAAAGUAUUUUUCCAGGGUAGGAGGCUUAAGACUAGAGGGCAAAGCUAGACACAGGUUUAAGGUGAAAGAUCUAAUAGAAAUCUAGGCAACUUUUUAAAAUGAAUUUAUGAAACGAGCUGCCAGAGGUAGUUGAUGCAAGUAUUAUAUCAACAUUGAGAAAGUACAUGGAUUGGAAAGAUUUGUAGGAAUAUGAGCAAGUGAGACUAGCUUGGAUGGGCAUCUUGGUCAGCAUGGAUGAGUUUGGCUGAAGGGCAUGUUUCUGUGCUGUAUGACUCCAUCACUUGGUUUGUGCACAUGUCCAAGCUCCCACUUUACACAUGCAUGAUUAACCAAACCUAGAAAGAAUGAAUUACUGUUGCAAAGUCUGGAUUGUGUGGGAGAAAGAUCUUCCUGUACUACAAAAAUAAAAGCAAUGAUGUUUAAAAUGCAUCUAGAUGAACCUAUUACCUA